This is a messenger RNA of Myotis myotis, 8123 nucleotides long. It is a transcript of the gene TNRC6A, whose product is annotated as trinucleotide repeat containing adaptor 6A. Gene Ontology annotation, cellular component: P-body; nucleoplasm. Lineage: Eukaryota; Metazoa; Chordata; Mammalia; Chiroptera; Vespertilionidae. The record is from RefSeq and is a predicted model, not a curated record. Gene Ontology annotation, biological process: positive regulation of nuclear-transcribed mRNA poly(A) tail shortening; miRNA-mediated post-transcriptional gene silencing. The transcript is spliced from 26 exons. Gene Ontology annotation, molecular function: nucleic acid binding. Bases 403 to 6513 code for a protein of 2036 amino acids.
UCGCAGCGGAGGGGAGGCCUCCGUCACAUCGCAGCGGCGCGGCGACGCCGUCGGGCUCGGGACCCCGGCCCCGCGCUGUGCGGGGCGCCCGGCCGGCGGCGGGAGGGACGCGCGGGGGGCAGCGCUCGCGCCCCGGCGGUUGCCACGGGCUUGGCCGGCGCGGGCCCAGUUGCUAGGCCGUCCAUCUUGAGGCGGCUGGCGGGGCGCCCCGGAAGGGGUUGCGGAGCAGGGCAUUCACUUCCGGCCUGGGGCCUGCGGCGGCGGUGGUAGCUGCGGCGGCGGCGGCGGGUCGGUGUAGAAAAUGGCGCUGGCGCGGCUGCUCGGGCCUGUCCCCGCGGCGCUGCGCAGGGCUUGAGGCUCGCGGCCUCGCUCGCCCGCCCCACUCGCGCGUGCACUUUACACAUGAGAGAAUUGGAAGCUAACGCGACCAAAGACGUGGAGAGGAGUCUCAGCAGGGAUUUAGUGCAAGAAGAAGAACAGUUGAUGGAAGAAAAGAAAAAGAAAAAAGACGACAAGAAAAAGAAGGAAGCUGCUCAAAAGAAGGCCACUGAACAAAAAAUCAAAGUGCCAGAACAGAUAAAGCCCAGUGUAAGCCAGCCUCAGCCUGCCAACUCUAAUAACGGCACUUCCACAGCAACCAGCACUAAUAAUAAUGCCAAACGAGCCACAGCCAACAGUCAGCAGCAGCCGCAGCCGCCACAGCAGCAGCCGCAGCAGCCACAGCCACAGCAGCCGCAGCCACCACAGGCCUUGCCUCGGUAUCCUCGUGAAGUACCACCACGAUUCCGCCACCAGGAACAUAAGCAGCUUCUAAAGAGGGGUCAGCAUUUUCCUGUCAUAGCAGCAAACCUGGGAUCUGCUGUUAAAGUGUUAAGCAGCCAGUCAGAAAGCAGUGCUUUAACAAACCAACAGCCACAAAAUAACGGAGAGGUGCAGAGCAGCAAAACCCAGUCAGAUACUAACCACAACGCUUCCGGAUCUCAUUAUGAAAAUUCACAGCAGAGACCUGUGUCUUCUUCGAGCAACUCCAGCACAGACUCUAAGGAUGCUGUUGUAAACAACUCCCCUGAGAAAGAAGCAUGGCCCUUGGUCCUUGGCAGUGAUCCCGAGUUGGCUUCAGAAUGUAUGGAUGCUGAUUCUGCCUCCAGUACUGAAUCAGAAAGAAACAUCACUAUCAUGGCUUCAGGGAGCACAGGUGGUGAGAAAGAUGUCCUUCGAAACAGCACUGGACUUGGUUCCCAAAACAAGUUUGUGGUUGGCGGCAGCAGCAAUAGUUUGGGUCGUGGAAGUAGUACUGGGCCCUGGGGCUUCUCCCAUGGAGCCGUAAUAAGCACAUGUCAGGUCUCUGUGGAUGCUCCUGAAAGCAAGUCAGAAAGUAGCAACAAUAGAGUGAAUGCUUGGGGCACUGUAAGCUCUUCAUCAAAUGGAGGGGUAAAUCCAAGCACUUUGACUUCAGCUAGCAACCAUGGUGCCUGGCCAGUAUUAGAGAACAACGGACUUGCCCUAAAAGGGCCUGUAGGGAGUAGUAGUCCUGGCAUCAAUAUUCAGUGCAGUACCAUAGGCCAGAUGCCUAACAAUCAGAGUAUUAACUCUAAAGUGGGUGGUUCUUCUACCCAUGGUACCUGGGGAAGCCUUCAGGAAACUUGUGAAUCCGAAGUAAGUGGUACACAGAAGAUUUCAUUCAGUGGUCAACCUCAGAAUAUCACCACUGAAAUGACUGGACCAAAUAACACUACUAACUUUAUGACCUCUAGUUUACCAAACUCCGGUUCAGUACAGAAUAAUGAGCUGCCCAGUAACUCGGGGGCCUGGCGUGUGAGCACAAUGAACCAUCCUCAGAUACAGGUUCCAUCGGUUAUGAAUGGCACUUCCCUUCCUCACCUUAGCAAUGGAGAGUCAAAAAGUGCAGGCUCUUAUGGUACUACCUGGGGUGCCUAUGGUUCUAACUACUCUGGAGACAAAUGUGCAAGCCCCGACGGCCAAGCUGAUGGUGACACUGUGAACACAACUCUGAUGCAGCCUGGCAUGAAUGGGCCUGUGGGCACGAACUUUCCAGUCAACUCAAAUAAAGGAGGAGGCCUGUGGGAGUCUGGGGCCACAAAUUCCCAGAGUGCAUCCUGGGGAAGUGGAAAUGGUGCAAACUUGGGAGGAAGUCGAAGAGGAUGGGGAACUCCUGCACAAAACACUGGCACUAAUGUACCCAGCGUGGAGUGGAGCAAACUGCCUGGCAAUCAGCAUUCCAGUGACAGUGCAAACGGCAAUGGUAAGAAGUUUACAAACGGAUGGAAUUCUACUGAGGAAGAGGAUCAGGGUUCUGCCACAUCUCAGACAAAUGAGCAAAACAGCAUGUGGGCCAAAACAGGAGGUACAGUGGACAGUGAAGGUAGUACAGAGAGCACUGGACGCCUCGAAGAAAAAGUAACUGGGGAGACUCAGAGUAGAGACAGAAGAAGAAUUGAUCAGCACACAUUACUCCAAAGCAUUGUUAACAGAACUGACUUAGAUCCACGUGUCCUAUCCAACUCUGGUUGGGGACAGACUCCUAUUAAGCAGAAUACUGCCUGGGAUACUGAGACAUCACCUAGAGGGGAAAGAAAGACUGACAAUGGGACAGAGGCUUGGGGAAGCUCUGCAACACAGACUUUUAACUCAGGGGCAUGUAUAGACAAGACUAGCCCUAACAGUAAUGAUACCUCAUCUGUAUCGGGGUGGGGAGAUCCCAAGCCUGCUCUGAGGUGGGGAGAUUCCAAAGGCUCAAACUGCCAGGGGGGGUGGGAAGAUGAUUCUGCUGCUACAGGAAUGGUCAAGAGCAAUCAGUGGGGGCAUUGCAAAGACGAGAAGCCCAUGUGGAAUGAUUCACAAAAGAACAAACAGGGCUGGGGCGAGGGACAGAAGUCACACCAAGGGUGGUCUGUUUCCGCCAGUGAUAACUGGGGAGACACAUCAAGGAGUAACCAUUGGGGGGAGGCUAAUAAGAAAUCUAGCUCAGGAGGUAGUGACAGUGACAGGUCUGUUUCUGGUUGGAAUGAACUUGGUAAAACUAGUUCUUUUACUUGGGGAAAUAAUAUAAAUCCAAAUAAUUCAUCAGGAUGGGAUGAAUCUUCUAAAUCUAACUCUUCCCAGGGGUGGGGAGAUCCUCCAAAGUCUAGUCAGUCGCUGGGUUGGGGAGAUUCGGCAAAACCAGUCAGCUCUCCAGACUGGAACAAGCAACCAGAUAUUGUUGGGUCUUGGGGAGUCCCUCCGGCUCCAGGCAAACCCUCUGGUACAGGCUGGCUGGGCGGACCUAUUCCAGCCCCAGCAAAAGAAGAAGAACCCACAGGCUGGGAGGAACCAUCCCCGGAGUCCAUACGGCGCAAAAUGGACAUUGAUGACGGAACCUCAGCGUGGGGAGAUCCCAACAAAUACAACUAUAAGAAUGUGAACAUGUGGAACAAAAAUGUCCCGAAUGGCAGCAGCCGCUCAGACCAGCAAGCACAGGUGCACCAGCUGCUGCCGUCUGCAAGUGCCAUCUCCACCCCAGAGGCAGGCGGCUCCGGCUGGGGUGAGCCCUGGGGGGAGCCUUCUACUCCAGCCACAACUGUGGAUAAUGGUACUUCAGCAUGGGGUAAACCCAUAGACAGUGGUCCCAGCUGGGGGGAACCCAUUGCUGUGGCAUCCAACACUUCCACGUGGGGCUCCAGCUCUGUUGGUCCACAAGCGUUAAGCAAAUCUGGACCAAAAUCUAUGCAAGAUGGCUGGUGUGGUGAUGAUAUGCCAUUGCCUGGAAAUCGCCCCACUGGCUGGGAAGAGGAAGAGGACGUGGAGAUUGGAAUGUGGAAUAGUAAUUCAUCUCAAGAGCUUAACUCGUCUUUAAAUUGGCCACCAUAUACAAAGAAAAUGUCAUCGAAGGGUCUGAGUGGCAAAAAAAGGAGAAGGGAAAGGGGAAUGAUGAAGGGUGGAAACAAACAAGAAGAAGCAUGGAUAAAUCCAUUUGUUAAACAGUUUUCAAAUAUCAGUUUUUCGAGAGACUCACCAGAAGAAAAUGUGCAGAGCAAUAAGAUGGACCUUCCUGGAGGAAUGUUACAAGACAAACGAAUGGAGAUAGAUAAACAUAGCCUAAAUAUUGGUGAUUACAAUCGAACGGUCGGGAAAGGCCCUGGUUCUCGGCCUCAGAUGCCCAAAGAGUCUUCCAUGGAGCGCAGCCCUUACUUUGAUAAGGAUGGCAUUGUAGCAGAUGAAUCCCAAAACUUGCAGUUUAUGUCCAGUCAGAGCAUGAAGCUUCCCCCUUCAAAUAGUGCACUACCUAACCAGGCCCUCGGCUCCAUAGCAGGGCUGGGUAUGCAAAACUUGAAUUCUGUUAGACAGAAUGGCAAUCCCAGUAUGUUUGGUGUUGGAAACACAGCAGCACAACCCCGGGGCCUGCAGCAGCCUCCAGCACAACCUCUCAGUUCAUCUCAGCCUAAUCUCCGUGCUCAAGUGCCUCCUCCAUUACUCUCCCCUCAGGUUCCAGUUUCAUUGCUGAAGUAUGCACCAAACAACGGUGGCCUGAAUCCGCUCUUUGGCCCUCAACAGGUAGCCAUGCUGAACCAGCUCUCCCAACUCAACCAGCUUUCUCAGAUCUCCCAGUUACAGCGAUUUUUAGCACAGCAGCAAAGGACGCAGAGUCAGAGAAGCGUGCCUUCUGGGAACCGGCAGCAGCAAGACCAGCAGGGUCGACCUCUUAGUGUGCAGCAGCAGAUGAUGCAACAGUCUCGCCAACUUGACCCAAACCUGUUGGUGAAGCAGCAGACACCGCCAUCUCAGCAGCAGUCACUCCAUCAGCCAGCCAUGAAAUCUUUCCUUGAAAAUGUCCUGCCUCACACUACACCUGAGCUGCAAAAAGGGCCAUCUCCAGUAAAUGCUUUCAGCAACUUCCCUAUAGGCUUGAACUCAAACUUGAAUGUAAAUAUGGAUAUGAACAGUAUUAAAGAGCCACAGUCAAGACUAAGGAAGUGGACUACAGUGGACAGCAUUUCUGUGAACACAUCUUUGGAUCAAAACUCCAGCAAACAUGCAGUCGACCACUGUUUGGGUCCGGGAGAUAUUCUUGAGUUCUUCCUUGCUCUCACCACCAUAUCCAGUCCACCUGUGACGAGUGCCCGUUCCACUGUCUCCGACGUCAGCCACUUCCCUGCACACCUGCCUUCCGGGGUCCCGAAACAUAGCCCCGGUCUCACUUCUCUUACAACGCUUCAAGGCGAGGUCCUCCUUGCUGUGUCCGACCGAGUCCUGCGUGAGCAUGCUGCCCCCGGUGCCUUCCAGGACCGCCGUCUAAGCGGUGCUAUUUCAAGUGGUUUCAGGCUGGAAGAGUCUCCGUUUGUUCCUUAUGACUUCAUGAACAGCAGUACUUCGCCAGCCAGCCCUCCAGGCUCAGUGGGAGAUGGCUGGCCACGUGCCAAAUCGCCCAAUGGCUCUAGCAGUGUUAACUGGCCACCAGAAUUCCGCCCUGGUGAACCAUGGAAAGGUUAUCCAAACAUUGACCCAGAAACUGACCCUUACGUCACUCCUGGCAGUGUCAUAAACAAUCUUUCAAUUAACACUGUGCGGGAAGUUGACCACCUCAGGGACAGGAACAGUGGGUCAUCCUCAUCCUUGAACACCACGCUGCCUUCAACUAGUGCCUGGUCAUCCAUUCGUGCCUCCAACUACAACGUUCCCCUCAGCAGUACAGCACAAAGCACUUCAGCCAGAAAUAGCGAUUCCAAAUUGACGUGGUCUCCGGGGUCAGUCACAAACACCUCUCUGGCCCAUGAGCUGUGGAAGGUCCCUUUGCCACCUAAAAACAUCACUGCUCCAUCCCGCCCGCCUCCAGGGCUCACUGGUCAGAAGCCUCCCUUGUCUACGUGGGAUAAUUCUCCUCUGCGUGUAGGUGGAGGAUGGGGAAAUUCUGACGCCAGGUAUACCCCAGGGUCCAGCUGGGGUGAGAGCAGCUCAGGGAGAAUAACAAAUUGGCUUGUUCUAAAAAACCUUACACCUCAGAUCGACGGCUCGACUCUGCGCACCCUGUGCAUGCAGCAUGGCCCCCUGAUAACAUUCCACCUGAACCUCCCGCACGGAAACGCUUUGGUCCGCUACAGCUCGAAGGAAGAGGUAGUGAAGGCACAGAAGUCUCUGCACAUGUGUGUGCUGGGGAACACUACUAUUCUCGCUGAGUUUGCCAGUGAAGAGGAGAUCAGUCGUUUCUUUGCACAAAGUCAGUCUCUGACCCCUUCCCCUGGCUGGCAGUCCCUCGGGUCCAGCCAGAACCGGCUGGGCUCCCUCGACUGUUCCCACCCGUUCUCCAGCCGGACUGAUCUCAGUCACUGGAAUGGUGCUGGGCUGGCGGGGACUAACUGUGGAGACCUCCAUGGCACUUCCCUCUGGGGGACCCCCCACUAUUCCACAAGCCUGUGGGGCCCUCCAAGCAGCAGUGACCCCCGAGGAAUGAGCAGCCCAUCCCCCAUCAAUGCUUUUCUUUCUGUUGACCACCUCAGUGGGGGUGGAGAAUCCAUGUGACAGGUAGAGGUAGACUCGUGACCGUGACUGCAACCUCAAGAUGCAAAGGAAAGGGGCACUAAGUUGAGCUCGCCGCCUGCAGCCGGGGCGCCUGUGGGAACAGCUCUUCUCUGCACAUUUUCCACUUUGUUUUCCCCGAAACAUAUCAGUUGAAUACUUGAAUCAUGCAGGCCAAUACUAUAAUGUGAAGGUGUCUCUCGUUACACUCCCACUGGCGCCAUGCGUGCUGACCGCGUAGUGAGCUCACCUGUGCGAAUUCAUCAUGUUUAGCCUUUGGGUUCUUUUUUUUUUUUUUUCCCCUAUUCCCACACCCCCACCCUUAUUUUUUUUUUUUCCAAAACCAUUGUUUGGGCUGAUAACGUAUGAGCUUUUACCUUUGCACUGAAUGAUGUUCUCUCCGUCUAAUCGGCAAUAUGGGGGGGCAGCUGUUCCGUGUGAUGUUUACUCAAGGAUGUCCUUAAGGUGUGCGCUCUCCACUAUGCCUUGACGUCCGCUACCUUACUGUGUGUCGUGGAGUUGGAGAUCACGUUAUGAUGCUGACUUAGGACGAUAAUGAAAGUGUUGCACCCGUUUCUUCAUGUUCUAAAACUAAAGAAUUUCGCUCUGCAGUUUGAAAAACUGUGGCCACAGCUGUGACUUGCAGCCCGCCUGCACCGGGGGGCCCUGCACUUUGAAUGGGCUUUCCAUUUUCUUUUGAAGGCUCUCACGUUGACCUUCUUGUUUACAGAUUUUUUUGUUUGUUUUUUGAGAAAAAAAAAAUGUUUACUCUUCCAUCAUUAAAAAAAAAAUUUAAAAGACAAAAAAAAAAAGAGGAGGAUUUAAAAGAUGCUUUCUAUCUCUGGGAAAAGGAGCAGCAUUUGGCCAUGUUCUUGUUUUCUAUUCCUGUCCUAAAUCAGAGAGCAUGGUUCUCAGGAAAACCGGGUCCCCAGUCAAACAAAAACAAAACCUUGUAGUUUCUUAUAGGAAAAAAGGAAACCCCCAAGUUUUAGCACUGAUACUAUGUAUUGCUCUGUUAAAGAAUUUUCUCUGCCAAAAAAAAACACAAAAAACAAAAAAACGCUUCAAGCUGGAGUUUGACGUUCUGCUUCAGAUGCUGUCUUUUUAUUAGUGUGAUGAUGGUUUGCUAAUGAUCAGUAGGGAAUCAUUUUUGUAAUUCCAUCAAGUGGCUCUGUUUCUGCUGUCGUGACUGUGUUAUGUCUAAUGUUGUACCUUAAAGCCGAAAUCAGUAACUAUGCAUCCUGUAAGCACGGUGUUGGGCUUACAGCGUCGUUCAUUGUAGAAAGGAAAUUUUAAAUGUUGUUGCAAACUAACGAGUUACACCAUUUUUACAGUUUCUUUCUCUCCUCCCCCCUUUUUUGCCCACAAAUGGUAUUAUAAUGCUUGCUUAGUCAAAGGAGAGACUAAACAAGGGUAAAAAUUUUAACACACAGAAUUUGCCAUCAUUUCAUUGCCUUGAUUCUAACUGUUUGUGUCCUAUGAUGCAAAAGAAGUCAGUGGCUUUUAACUGUUUACAAAUAGAAUGUGAUUGUAAAAUGUACAGUUUGGUUGUGUUUAAUUAUGAAAUUUCUUCAGAUAUAAUAAACCAUGACUUUUUGGCUGCUCAACAUCAA